This is a messenger RNA of Penicillium paradoxum, 612 nucleotides long. RefSeq lists its product as uncharacterized. The record is from RefSeq and is a predicted model, not a curated record. The transcript has 2 exons. NCBI's taxonomy places the organism in Eukaryota, Fungi, Ascomycota, Eurotiomycetes, Eurotiales, Aspergillaceae. Bases 1 to 612 code for a protein of 203 amino acids.
AUGCCUACGGAAGCCAGUCCUAGCCCACUUCGUCCUGGAUCGAUCAUGCAGCAGCUCGAUCUGUACAACUGCCUCAUCGAGGUAACCCGUUGCGACGAUGAAGACACUAAGUCAGCUCUGUUUUCCCUUAGCUGUUACCUGACCGACCCCACUGGCACUCACCAAGAUGGCAAGCUUGAUUGCAACAAACUCAGCUACAAAAAUUUCGAAGAGGACAUCAGUGGGCACUUCAAAUAUGAUCCCGAGAACGAUGAGAUCCGAUGGGACAACAAGAGUUCUUUCCAGUCUGACACCAAUGCAAGCGGAUCCCAGGCUAAGGUCUUCGUCGUCAAGAGCCAUAACAGCUGGGUGACUGCUCUGCUAGCCAUGCAGUCUGCUGCCCACCAGGCCAGCUCGGGCUCGCACUCUAUUUCUGCUGUUGGUCCUAUUGCGAUGACAGCUCGCUUUAUUAUCGUUCGCUCUGACUACGAGUCGCAGAAUGACCCAGACUACAGUGACAGUGCCCAGUCCGACCAUAGCAGCACCAGCGGUGAGGACAACAAGAGCGAGAACCAUGACAGCUCCGACUGCCAGAGCGAGAAUGACGAUAGUGUGAAGAGUGAGUCUGACUAG